AUGGAGGAACCAGAAAUCAUACAUGAACAGCAAACAAAGGGGAAAAAGCGGAAGCGUCGUGACGAUGAUACAACCAGACGACAAGAUCGCCAAUCUGUGCUGUCGCGCGAGUUUACAGAAAACAUUGACGCACUCCAUUCACGUAUAUGGCCUCCGGGCGCACGCUACAACGAUAUCAUCUAUCUCGGGGACAUGGACAGUUUCCAGCUCUUUUCGAAAAAACUGCGGCUCAACAAAGAUGACAAAUGGAAAGGCCAUUUCAUACGCAAAUAUGGUGAUACUGUUGUGCUUGUAUCAGAUGAUUCAGGUGCACGAAAACCGGAUAGUAAGAUCCCCAAGUUCAAGUGGAAGUGGAAUACCUUUGCACCGUCAUUACGGGGUAUCCAUCAAUACAUCUAUCUCAUUACGGGCCUGGAUCAGUAUACCAGCACACGGCUUUUGAAAAUAUACUUUGCAAACAUUCAUCCAAUCCUGCCAGUAAUUGAUAAACAAGAAUUUCUAGAACAGUAUCGCGAUCAGUGUUCAAGCUAUCCGACAGGCGAUUUAAUUAAUGCCAUGUUUGGUGCUGCAGCACGUUUUGUGGAAACUGAAAGUCUCGAUCAAGAACGAAGGCAGCGGGUACCACUAGAUGCUCAGUGGGACCUGCCAAUAGGAUGGAGCGAUCACUUUUUUGACCAGGCACAAAAGAUUAUUUCGGAUGGAAUCUUGGGCCCAGCAACGAUAUCGACAGUUCAGGCAAUCGUGUUAAUCCAAAAUCAACGAGCUACUGUGGAUACAAAAUCAUCGACAUGCUGGUUGACUGGUGGUUUUGGUGUACGACUUGCACAAGGAUUAGGGAUGAAUAGAAACUGUGAUGAUUGGGACAUACCCGAUCAUGACAAAGAAACACGAAAGCGAACGUGGUGGGCACUUUUCAUUUGCGAUCGCUUUCAAAGUGCUCUAAAUGGUCGACCGCUAGGUAUUGACGACGAUGAUAAUGAUGUUGGUUACCCAAGUGCAAAAGCUGAUUGGAAAGAAGUACUCGACUUGCCUGAUGAUCCUGACGACGAAUACUGUGGCCCUCGAUUUCCUUCUGCAAGUUACCGCCCUGAAUCUACUGAUGGUCAGGUCUGCAUAUAUCAGUUAUUCGUCGAGCUUGCUAAGCUAUCGGAGAUCCUUGGUCAUAUCAUACAAGGACUAUACACGCCUGAGGCAAAAAUGAUCAGCGUUCAACAGCGACGUGAUGAGACGAUCAGAAAACUCGAUCGGGAGCUUACCGAGUGGCGCUUUGCUUUUGGGCGAUCCAUCAAACACACAAAUUUCUCUGACUACAAAGAAAAUGGUUUAUUUUCCGGUGUUGUUGCAACAACGGUAUUAUUUUACUUUACAACAUUGAUUCUACUACAUCGUCCAUUCAUCAAAUCGAACGUAUCACAUGCUGUCGGCUCAAAACAACCCGAGUUCUCAUCCUUUUGGAUAUGUACAAGCGCUGCCACUCACGGAAUACGGAUAGCAGCAGCACUAUCGAUGGGUGACUUUAUGCUGACACCAUAUGCGUUUAGCUUGUAUCCUGUUCUACAGUGCUGCUUGAUUCUCAUGUACAACACCAAGAACCAAGAUCCACAUAUCUCGGUAGCGGCUAAAGAGGAUCUGGAAAAGGGUAUUGCGUUGAUCGAUCGUAUCCACGAAUGCUCGAGCACUGCACAGACGCUUAAGGUGCUAUUUCACAGUAUUAUGGACAAAAAGAAUAUCGAUACUGUCACUGGCCCGCUGGAGAUGGACUAUAAAGAUCUGGACGAAUCCAAACGAGGUGAAAACCAAUUCGGCAAAUCAACCAAGAGACACACACAAACCAAACACGAUCAAAGAAGGAAUAAAAUUUCAAUAUCAUCGUUGAUUGAUACGUUCCUUUUACAACAAGAUAUUUCGGUGGAUUCUUGGAUUUCGCGGGCUAGUACUCCAGGUUAG
Messenger RNA from Zychaea mexicana, 1947 nucleotides. RefSeq names its product fungal-specific transcription factor domain-containing protein. Gene Ontology annotation, molecular function: DNA binding; zinc ion binding. Gene Ontology annotation, biological process: DNA-templated transcription. The record is from RefSeq and is a predicted model, not a curated record. Lineage: Eukaryota; Fungi; Mucoromycota; Mucoromycetes; Mucorales; Lichtheimiaceae. The coding region runs from base 1 to 1947 and encodes 648 amino acids. The transcript is spliced from 7 exons.